Messenger RNA from Pygocentrus nattereri (red-bellied piranha), 1685 nucleotides. Its product is annotated as leucine-rich repeat-containing protein 36-like. Bases 64 to 822 code for a protein of 252 amino acids. The record is from RefSeq and is a predicted model, not a curated record. The transcript is spliced from 6 exons. NCBI's taxonomy places the organism in Eukaryota, Metazoa, Chordata, Actinopteri, Characiformes, Serrasalmidae.
AUACCUGUGUGGAGUUUUUCUGAGGAGUGUCCAGAGCAAAGUUCACCACACUGCACUUUCUUUAUGGAGUCCUUACUUCAGCCCUACAAACACAAGCCACAACAGACACUGUCAACUCAAACUGCUCCCUGGAGGCUGGAUGAAAGACUUGCUAGAGGCCUGAAAACCAAGAAGCAGACUUUGUUGCCAGAAGGCAUGAGGGCCUCUUGGCUGGGUCCAGUAUUCCAGGCUGAUGGCCCUGAUCUCUGCGAUGUGCUGAGGGCUCUGCUAGAUUUGGUAGAUCAGCACUGGAGCGGCCCCCUCUCUCUCCAUCUCAGCCCCAGCUUCAUGGCUAAAGCAAUUCGCCUUCUAAUGCCUCUGACUGACCCUGUUCCACCACUCCAAAAUGAGACCACAAAAGAAAUAAACAAUGAACGGAAUGAAAUGGAGGACAGUAGAGAACAAUGGCAUGUGAGGAAUGCAACUCAAGAAAAGAGAGAACAAGAGAAUAAGCAGAUUGGAGUGGAGGAGAGGAGAUGCUGGAGACAGAGCAGGUUGGACUUUGAUGUUAGUGAAGCUGGCUACCUCAAAAAACAACUUGCCAAAACUGAGAAGGAACUGGAAUUACUGAAGAAAAGAUUAAUCUCCUCUGUAAAGGAGAACUACACUCUGAGAUCAGACAACAAGAAGGUCACUGCAUGUUGGAAAACUGAGGUUCAGCCAUUGGACCUUUGUGCAUACCUGCAGAAAGAAUCAGAAGUCCUUCAAGAGCAUGACAAACUCUUAAAGCAACUGGAACAGACAUUAUAUCUUCUACAAAGCAACCAAAGAGUCAAAGGAUGAUGACUGUGAGAGAAUAUUCCCUGGCCUCCACGGAGGAAAGUGUGCUAAAGUAUCAUCCUCUAGAGCUCCAUCUACCAUCUUUGAGUAUUGCCAUUGUGAUGGUUAAAGGAUGUCGACUGAAGUAAUGUGUCAGUUUUGAAGAGCCAGUUCCUACAGUAGUAACAAACAAGCCAAUAUUAUUAUCUGCCAUGUAUUUCGGAGGAUCAUUACAGAAGAUUAGGGAACAUUAUUCCAUUUAUUAACUAAAUUAGGUUACCUUGAGAAUGGUUGUUUUUGUGAUUAGCCUAAAAAGGCAAUGAGUCAAUGGCUUGACCUUGUUUCUGUUCCAGAACAAGCUCAUUAUCUUAAAGAGGAAUCUAUAAACACUGGAAUAUGAAAAUUGAAUACUAGUCAGUAUCUCACCCAUCAUAACAGAUAGAUUUCAGAAGAUUAACUAUGUUUGCUUUAUGGUAAAAGUUGACAUUCCACAGUGAAAACUCUGCUGAUCACAACUGACAAACACAAACAGAAUGAACUACCAAAAUAAACCUAUAUCCAGUUUAUUACUUGAGGUCCUGGCGUCCAUGUCAUAAAUCAGUGAUUUAUUGGCAUUCACAGAUUUGGAAGCACAUUCAUGGUCACUUGUCAUGUGAUUAUGACAAGUAUGGUAGCAAAUAACAUGGACAGCUGCCAAAGCAUUACUUUCUUUGUCUGAAAUAUUGAGUAAAUGAUGUUCUGGUCAGUAAGUUUCCUAAUUCUAUGAAUAGAUUUUAAGUGAACAUCUUCUACACAUUCUGCACUUUUUAAUUCACAAUUACUGCUCAUUUGCGCAAAAAGUGAGUUGCAAAAAAGCUAAAAGAUAUGUUUAAUAUUCAGCAAAUAUA